Messenger RNA from Puccinia graminis f. sp. tritici CRL 75-36-700-3, 3831 nucleotides. RefSeq lists its product as uncharacterized. The record is from RefSeq and is a predicted model, not a curated record. Gene Ontology annotation, biological process: lipid metabolic process. NCBI's taxonomy places the organism in Eukaryota, Fungi, Basidiomycota, Pucciniomycetes, Pucciniales, Pucciniaceae. The transcript has 15 exons. The coding region runs from base 1 to 3831 and encodes 1276 amino acids.
AUGUCCUCAUCUUUUGCAAUUAUAAAUAAGGGAGGCAUGUCGGAUGGGAAGCUCGAUGUCGAAUACCUGGGCGGUGCCCUCUUACAUCCAUAUUUCGAACCUGACCCACAAGCCCGGAAGGCAAGAGCAUGGCUGGCACCUCUGAUUAUCUUCCUCGUCACCUACAGUCAGAAAACAAGGCUUUUCUAUCCCCUGGAAGACUAUCUUCACAUCAACUAUUGUAUCGCGGCGAUCCCGACUUUCCACAUAAUCUGUGUUACAUUACAAUACGCUACUCAUAGGGGACCUGCCAGACAGAUCGAUGUCGCUAAGCACAAAAAAGAAGACGAUGAGCAGGCCUCCUCCUCGGAUACAGACUCAGACAAUUCAUCGAGCAUCACCACUUCGGACUCUCAAGUGACGCCUACCGAAGUAGUCCAAAAAAGGAGGGUCUCCAAAAUGCCCGCGAAGAAAAAGAACAAGGUAACCUCCUUGAAGUCAAAAGAAUCUGCUCCUAGCAUCGGGGAACUAGCACGCUUUUCAAUCUGGAUGACAAGCAGCCCAAGAUCUUUAGGCUAUGUCUGGGGUCCACCGGCUUCUGUACUCUUGCCGGCCCCUAAGAGAACGAUGGCCAAGUUUUUGUUGAGAUUACUUGGUCGGCUGGUACUCAACCAAUUGGCCCUGAUUGCCUUCUGUUCGAUCGCUCUUCCCACUGCAGCCCAUCCGGAAAAGAUCUACGGUUGGGUCUCACAAUACGUGGAUCUUCCGGACACCUGGCCAGUUCGGUUUUUCUGCGAAAAGGUGUUCAUGUUGCCUUGGGGAACAGUAGGCAUGCACGCCUUUGAUCUCGUCGGAUGUAUCUUCAUCAUCUGGGAGCUGCUCUGGAUAACUGGGGCUCGAGCGGUCCUCCCAAGUACAUCCAAAUGGAGACCAGAGCCAUUUGAUACGACCGAGUACCCCGACCUGUUCUCGAGAGCAGUACUGAGGACCAGUCUGACUGAAUUCUGGUCGAAAGGUUGGCAGUCUACCUUCAGGAGAGACUUCAUUUUUUGCGGUGCAGAACCGCUCGCGAAGUUGUUUUCCCCGUGUGGAUUAACGGUGUCCAGAUUGGCUGGACUCAUGGGCGCCAUGCUCAUGAGCGGUCUUUUGCACGAAUGGGGAUUGGUUUCAUGCACAAAUAAGAUUGACUGGUCUUUCCGGACGACGAUAUUCUUUCUGUUGUCGGGGGUGGGGAUCGCACUUGAGAUGAUCUUCAAAAAGCUCACUGGACGGCGGGUUGGGGGGGUACUGGGUUGGUUUUGGCUGUGGGGCUGGUUUGCGUUUUGGUGCCAAAUGUUUAUGGAUGCCUGGUUCGACAUAGGUGUAGGAUUGGCAGGUAUGCGCGGCCCUUAUGAGGUCAAUCAAUGGCCAAUGGCCAAGUUCUUGCUAGUGUUAAUAGCGCUGGAACCCGCGGGGUACCCGAGCCUUUUGGCCUUGCCCGCGCCCCGACCCGAGGGUAUUCCCGUUCGUCGGGUACGGAAAUCAGUGCGACCGAGACGUACCCGCGGGUAUAGGGAACGGGUCACGGGUACCCGCGGGGUUGAAUUCAAGGCGGGUAUACCCGCCCAGCAGAGGGUAUACCCGCUCACCACAGGGUAUACCCGCCGAUACGAGGUCCCGGCUCGGAGAUACCCGCGGCGCAAACCCGAGAUACCCGCGGGUAUCUCCAAGGCGGCCUGUGGACCGUACCUGACCUACCCGCCGGUCUUCGGGCUCCUGAAGAGCUGUCCCGGAGCCCUAAACCGUCGGUGUACCCCCCGGGUAUACCCGGAGAUCCCGGGAACGGGUUCCAGCGCUACUAGUGGGACUGCCGAUCGGUCGGGCGAAUCGGCAGAUCUACUUAGACAGCCUGUUAAGGACUCUCCUCACUCAACCGAUCUCGCUCGGAACAAGCCAUCCCCGUCGGAGUCGUGCAUGCAUGAAGAAUUGAAGCCCUUCGGAAGCAGCCCGACUGAUCUGCACAUAUUGAUCCGCCUGGUGAAGUUUUGGAUGAAACCUGUCAAAUUUCAACUUCAUGUGUUCCUCAUACACCACCAGGACACUUUUCGCUCCUCCGGGGCGUCGACGCAACGUCAAACAAAAGUAAUGGGUCGGGAUGACCGAGCGGUCGAGUUGCCGCGGGUUUGUGCGUCACACCGCGGUUGUCCUGACCAAUUGGUCGGCCCGCCUGAUGCAUUUCGGUCAGGCUGCCGGGACGGUCGGAAUGGUCAGCCGACCACUUUCCACCUCGGCGGUUGUCGGCCAGCCGCCCGAACUUUGACCGUCCGGGGGCAUGCUGUCAUCAGCUGUCACCACGUUUGGCAUAUGCUGCCCGCCGCCCUGACGCCAUUCCCCCCGACCCAUGUACAACCGACGGGUUGGCCGGUCUUUAACGGCCAUGUAAUGGUCGCGUUGACACAUGCCCAGUCAGGUCACCGGAGGGUCAGUUUGCCCGCAGGCCGGCCGGUGGCAAACGUCGACCAUGACAUCUCGCCGGUCAUCCCAACCAUCUGCCGUCUGCCGUUUGCGGGCAUCACGGUUGGUCAGCGUGACCAUGAUAAAUCUGACGCAUGCCUGCCGAGCAUCGCGGUCGGGUUGCAAUCAAACUUGCUUCUGCUGGGAUCCUCAUCUCAUCAACACGUUCCAACCAUGGCAGAAUCCGCCCUAGCAAGACGACCUGAUCCUGAGGCGCGGCCCAGCUCUCCUACCCCGGCUGUUCAACAACGAGAAAGAUUCCCCCUUGUUUAUGUAUCGUACCACAUAUGGGUCCCCAGCUACGUGAUGUUCCCCAACGGCGCUCCGCCCAUGCCUCCGAACGUGCGUCACGUUGAAGUUGCGUCUGACGAUGCCGUGGCCGCCUCCCUCCCCCCCUUCGAGGUUCCGUUUCUUGCGAUGUCGGUUGGGGAAUUUAAGCGCGCGGUCAUGGCGGCGCUUGGGCCAUCUCGUUCCGAUUUCUCUUUGACCGAGGUCUUGACGGCGGCGGAUGCAGCGCGGAAGCUCCAAUGGCGAGGCAAUAUCAGCUGGCCGGGGGGGCCUCCAACGGGCAAUUUCGAUGUCUCUCGAAUGUACAAGUUGUUUGGCGAACAUGCGGCGCAGGCGGAGCUUCCAAAGAGGUGCCGAUUGCAGUUGAUCAUGGAAAAUCCAUUACGUCGCAUUGGGGACCCUGAGUAUUGGAUGACGUGGAUGACGACGAAGCCACAACCGAUGCCAUCCGAGGUCUAUGUGUCGUUCAAGCCCAGCGGUGAACCGUUACCCCCGCCGGAUCGAUGUUUUGUGCUUGAACCUGAGGCGUCCGAUUCUGCGGGUCCUGACGGAUUGAUCGACACACCCGCCUCGGCUCCAGGUUCCCGUCGUUUGGAGGCCGACUCGCCCACUUCCAGCCCUGGCUGUUUGCUCCGCGGUUACUCUUCUUCGACGGGUGACGAGGUACCUGAGCCUGAGUUCGCAAGGGCUUCUACUCACGCAAGUUCUCGUCGGUCUUCUCACCCCGAUGUCCUGGCGACGAGCGAGGGUUCUCAACCUCCAGCAGAUGCCAAUUCGAACGGUUCUCAACCUCCAGCCGAUGCCAAUUCCAACGGCCCCAUUAAGCCUGCGGACAGUGGCCGCGGGCCGGGCCGCUCUUCGUCACCUGAUUUGAUUAUGUUGGACGGCCCACCGGCGUCCUGGGUAUCGAAUACGAAUGUCCGACCCCGGAAGCGUCGCCGCCGCUAUUCGUCACCUGAUGUGGAAGUGGUCAAGGGCGCCAAGGUUGUUCAAGUGAAGACUACCAACUCAAAAUCAUCUAUUGCCGGUGCAGCCACAAGCGGCUGCUCGGGGGUUUCUGUUAAGAAGUGA